Molecule: messenger RNA, 231 nt
Organism: Insectozyma verbasci
Lineage: Eukaryota; Fungi; Ascomycota; Pichiomycetes; Serinales; Debaryomycetaceae
Source: the annotation of a GenBank genome assembly
AUGAUUAAGAUGAUUGGUAGAUUGGCUCAUAUAAGUUUUGACUUAGUAUUAAUAUCUGGUUUUUUAGCUGGUAUUAAAAGAUCAACUGGUUUACAACCAGACUUAAAUAAAAUUGAAAAUAAAGAUGUUCAAUUUUAUACUCAAAAAUAUCUAAAUAUUGGUGAAUCAAUUUUAGAUAAUAGUGUUGCAUUUUUAAGUAAUUCUCAAUACUUUACAAGGGGUAACAAAUGA